CAUGUCCUUGUUGUCAGUAUAAGCACGGACUGUUUAUUUUCUUGUCCGUGCUUUUUUCUUCGAAUAGUGAAAGUUAUCGAAAAGGAAAAAAAAAAAAAAAGUCGAUUGUGAACGAUCUGAGAGAUUCGUGCGGAGGAUGCUACGUCUUGGACGAUGAUGAUUGGAUACCCCACGCACCUGCAGCUUCCUCUCCUGACCAGCGACGAGGACUCGAGCGCAGGUGAGGAGGUAAAGGCAGAGGACUCGCUGUUCGUUUUUCGGUACGGUGGGGCCAAAGGUCAGCUUGAGCUCAACGACAGCCAGGGCAUGCCUGUGGUCUGGCCGCAGUGGGAUGUGUCCGCCGCCAACAUCGCCAUCACUUUCUUCGCCGCCCUCAUCAUUUUCUUCACACUGGUUGGCAACUCGUUGGUGAUCGCGGCCGUGGUGAAGGAGCGGCGCUUGAGGAAGGUCAGUAACAGUUUCGUCAUCAACCUCGCUGUCAGCGACAUCCUCGUCGGCACUCUAGUGACUCCCAUCGCCCUGGCGUAUCAGCUACACGGGGAAUGGAUCUUCUCCCGCAGUCUGUGCGACUUCUGGGUGUCUGUUGAUGUCACGUGCUGCACGGCGUCCAUCACCAACCUGUGUGCCAUCAGCUACGACCGCUACAACGCCAUCACCCAGCCCCUGAAGUACGCCAGCAAGCGGACCCUCAAGAGAGCUCUGCUGCUCAUUCUCAUUGUGUGGCUGUAUUCUCUGUGCAUUGCUAUCCCUCCCUUCUUCGGGUGGCGGACCAAGGAGGACGGGUUAGUGUCGAAGGAAUGCAAGAUUUCGCAGGACGUCGGGUACACAUUCUACUCCACCGUCGGUGCCUUCUACCUCCCGCUGCUCUUCAUGUUGUUUGCCUACAUCUGCAUCUACCGAGAGACGAGCAAGCGCACGCGACAGUGGAAGCGCGGGCCGGGGUCGAGCAAGAUGAUCUCGGAGCGAGACAGCGAGCAGGAGGCAAUGAACAUCCGCAUGAUGGCGCUAGCCAAUGAAGAGCAUCAGCUGUCGCCUCCUCCAGAGCGAGCCUUCCUCCAGCCCCAGCCACCCUGUGCGUUGGGGUCGGCACCCGGCUGGGUACGGGGUCGGGGCUGUUUCUCCGAGGCUCUUCUCUUGUGCCACGACACUCUCUUCCCUGCGAAAGCGCCAUCUUGGAGAAAACCGUCCACCCCCACCAAACGACUCGAGCACUACCACCUCGUCCUCUACCAACACCACGUCCUCCUCCGAUCUCCCCAUGGAUCCCUACGGUCCGCCCCGUCGUCUCUCGUCGGUGCUCGUGCGUCAGAACACGCUGGUCUCCAUUGGAGACAGGAAGGGGUCGCUGGCGCGAGUCUGCAAGACGGUGGAGAGGUUGACGAGGGCAAGCGUCCUCUAGCCACCAGAAAGUCCGUCACCUUCCUCGCACCUGCCCCCAUCAGGUCCGCAGAGAAGCUGAAGGAGGAGAUCAAGGAGGAGACAGCCCCGGACAAGACUGUGUACGCGACCGUGGACAUCCUGGGGCAGGCGGCCAGGAGCAAGAGAGCAGCCAGCGGGCGAGGGGUCAGCAGUCGAGGGCUGAAGCAUCGCAAACGUAUAUCAGUAUCGCAAGAAAAACGAGCCGCCAAGACCCUCAGCAUCGUCAUGGGCUGCUUCAUCGUCUGCUGGUUGCCCUUCUUCAUCGUGGCGCUGAUGGAGCCGCUGUGUAAAGACUGUCAGCUCCACCCUGCAUUGGUGGCGGUGGUGCUGUGGUUGGGGUAUUGCAACUCUGCUCUCAACCCCAUCAUCUAUACAUUCUUCAAUAAGGAUUUUCGGUUUGCAUUCAAGAAGAUGAUUGUGUGUUCCCACAGACGGUCUGUAUCUUUAUGAUGAACAUGACGAUGUAGGUGUUCUCAUUCAGCAUUUUAAUGUCAUAGAUAAAAUAUUGCUAGUUAAGAGCAUUCCUCACGUGAUCUCAUUAGUCGAGAAUCGUUUUAGUCAAUUAAUGAAACUUCUCUGUUCCAAGAAUACAAACUCAUUUUUUGCCUUCCAGUCGCUGGAAAUGAAUGUUAGAGCUUGCGUGCUUGACAACAACUCAUCUGUGAUCAGUCGGUUGUGUGUUUCAUGGUACAACAAACAACGAUUUAUUAUCCAUUGUAAACUGUUGCUUUUGUCAUAUCAGUAGCCGUGUAACAUCCAUAAAUAUUUUAUGAAGACUUUGCAGAGUUGUCCAACUCGUUCACAUCGUGUUCGCGCUGCUGUUAGUGUUGUAGGAUUUAUUUUUGUGGGGAGGGGGAUGUACACGUGUGUGUGGUGUCAACCCAGCCCUUGGAGGGCAAUGUCUGUGUGGCUGUCUGCUGUUUGCCUAAGUGCCCAUUGAUGUGAGAUGGAGUUGUCGUUCUCGCCACGCCUCGCUUGCUGUCUGCCUGACACGCAUCCUGGCGGAAAAGUCG
This is a messenger RNA of Pomacea canaliculata, 2432 nucleotides long. Its product is annotated as 5-hydroxytryptamine receptor 1A-alpha-like. Gene Ontology annotation, molecular function: G protein-coupled receptor activity. Gene Ontology annotation, biological process: adenylate cyclase-activating adrenergic receptor signaling pathway. Gene Ontology annotation, cellular component: membrane. The record is from RefSeq and is a predicted model, not a curated record. Lineage: Eukaryota; Metazoa; Mollusca; Gastropoda; Architaenioglossa; Ampullariidae. Bases 154 to 1869 code for a protein of 571 amino acids. The transcript has 3 exons.